AAAAGGUCUGGCCCUAGGCUAAUUGCUUGGGUCUGGAACUGUGUAUCCUCACUGUACCUUCAGCUCACUCUAACUCUUAAGGAAGUGCUCAAGUCACUCAAGACGACUGGCCAAUCAGAGUCUUAACUGGACCUGCCAGUCAGAAGAGAAGGCGGGCUUUUCCGGGUGCCUUGGUGUAGUAUUCGCGUAGUAGCUAAGCCUUCUUAAAUGGUCCUGGCUGCUGUCCUCUGUGUCCUGUGUUUGGAUUCUGUGAGGCAUGUUCAGGCAAGCUCCGAAGUUGCGACAUGGAUGCAUUGACCUAUGAUGAUGUACAUGUGAACUUCACUCGAGAAGAAUGGGCUUUGCUGGAUCCUUCACAGAAGAGUCUCUACAAAGAUGUGAUGCAGGAGACCUACAGGAACCUCACUGCUAUAGGUUACAAUUGGGAAGACCAUACUAUUGAAGAACAUUGUCAAAGUUUCAGAAGACAUGGAAGGUAAUUUUCAUGUGCAAGUUGGUAUGAAUAUGCCUCUGAAGAAAUGUUAGUAUGUCCUCGAACUUUUAAAGAAACGCAACAGUGUAAAAAAAAAAUACUUUAAGUGUAUUUAUUAUUAAAUUCUCACAAAUCCAUGUACCUCAGUGUCAGGUGUCUGACUUGUUUUUUGCAAGGCAUUCCUCUAAGAAAGAAGACAAAGAAACAAUGCCUUAGCCUUACCAUCGUAGCCACAUUACAGCUACUCUGUAUACCUGCCAAUCUGUUUAGUCUCAUAACACACACACACAUACACACACCCACCCAGACACACACACAGAGUAGGUGAUAAGUUUAUGUUUCUAACAGGCAAAUAUAUCAUAGUAAAGCUGAUUACUCAUAUAGUAACAUUGUUAAGUUUAAGUGAGAGGGACAGUCUAUGAGAGUCAAGAAUGUUGUUCAAGAGAAACCUUAAUUCUUUUUUUUUUUUUAACCUUAAUUCUUAUACCAUAUGACUAUGAUGAACAAAAAGUCAAACUGUGUGAAUGCAAUGUGGAAACAUUUCAUUUGUUAUUUUAAUAGCUAUAUCCUGUGUCACAAUGGAUACAAGCCGUGUGAGCACAAGGAUAUUGAAAGAAGCAAUGUCCCCCCCACCCCCAGAACAAUUAAGAUAUAUGUAGUAGUCCACAUUUGAGCAGACUUUCUCAGUGUGAUACAAGUUUAUAAUUAGUUGGUUUCCCAACUUCAUUGGGAAUAUAUCCAUAAACUCACCUAGCAGAAAAUCCCUAGGGAUACUAGGAUUGUGGAAAUCCCUUUCUGUUUGUCCUGGUUCACUUUGCUGAUGAGGUAUGCAAAUGUAGUAUAUUUGACAAUAAAGGAAACAUAUGAAUGUACUCAAUGUGGUAAAGCUCUGAGCUCUUCCAUUUCCCUCCAAAUAUAUGAGAAAUCUCAUAGAGAUAGAAGAUGGUACAAAUGUGAGCCAUGUAAUAACACUUUUACCAACCCAUAGUGAAUGGGAAACCAUGAGUGUAAACAAAGUGAUACAACCGUAAGAUGUGAUUCUUCUUUACAAUUAGACCAAAUUAUAGAAUUAAUUUCCAUUUAUUAUAUUCAUUAGUUUAAUGGUAAAGCUUUCACAUGUGCCAUCUAUCCAUCUUUGCAGGCAUGAAAGAUGUCAUGCUGGAGAGAAACUGUCUGAAAAUACUCAUUGUGGUAAAGCCUUUUCACAAAACAGUCAUCUCCAAACACAUAAAAGCACACAUACUAGAGAGCAACUCUAUAAAUGUAAGCAAUGUGGUAAAGCCUUUACAUGCCGUAAUGAACUUCAAAGUCAUAAAAGGAUUCAUACUGGAGAGAAAUCCUAUGAAUGCAAUCAGUGUGGUAAAGCCUUUAAAUCUCAUCGUUAUCUCCAAGUACAUAAAACAAUACAUACUGGAGAGAAGCCCUAUGUGUGUGAUCAGUGUGGCAAAGCCUUUGCACAUCGUCGUACUCUUAGAAGGCAUGAAAUAAUACAUACUGGAAGAAAAUCCUACAAAUGCAAUCAGUGUGGUAAAGCCUUUGCAUAUCAUAGUUAUCUCCAAGUACAUAAAAGAAUACAUACUGGAGAGAAGCCCUAUGAAUGUGAUUGGUGUGGUAAAGCCUUUGUACAUUAUAGUCAUCUCCAAGUACAUAAGAGAAUACAUACUGGAGAGAAGCCCUAUGAAUGUAAUCGAUGUGGUAAAGCCUUUGUACGUCAGAAUGAUCUUAAAAGGCAUGAAAGAAUUCAUACUGGAGAGAAACCCUACAAAUGUAAUGAAUGUGAGAAAGCCUUUGCACAUCACCAUAAUUUUCGAAUGCAUAAAAUGAUGCAUGCUGGAGAAAAACCCUACAAAUGCAAUCAAUGUGGUAAAGCCUUUUCACAAAACAGUCAUCUCCAAACACAUAAAAGCACACAUACUAGAGAGGAACUCUAUAAAUGUAAGCAAUGUGGUAAAGCCUUUACAUGCCGUAAUGAACUUCAAAGUCAUAAAAGGAUUCAUAUUGGAGAGAAAUCCUAUGAAUGCAAUCAGUGUGGUAAAGCCUUCAAAUCUCAUCGUUAUCUCCAAGUGCAUAAAACAAUACAUACUGGAGAGAAGCCCUAUGUGUGUGAUCAAUGUGGUAAAGCCUUUGCACAUGUUCGUAACCUUAGAAUGCAUAAAAUAAUACAUAAUGGAAGAAAAUCCUACAAAUGCAGUCAGUGUGGUAAAGCCUUUGCACAACUCAGUCAUCUCAAAACGCAUGGAAUAACACAUACUGGAGAGAAACCUUACAAAUGUGAUCAGUGUGGUAAAGCCUUUGCAUCUCAUAGUUAUCUCCAAGUACAUAAAACAAUACAUACUGGAGAGAAGCCCUAUGAAUGUGAUUGGUGUGGUAAAGCCUUUAUAUAUUGUAGUCAUCUCCAAGUACAUAAGAGAAUACAUACUGGAGAGAAGCCCUAUGAAUGUAAUCGAUGUGGUAAAGCCUUUGUACGUCAGAAUGAUCUUAAAAGGCAUGAAAGAAUUCAUACUGGAGAGAAACCCUACAAAUGUAAUGAAUGUGAGAAAGCCUUUGCACGUCACCAUAAUUUUCAAAUGCAUAAAAUGAUGCAUGCUGGAGAAAAACCCUACAAAUGCAAUCAAUGUGGUAAAGCCUUUUCACAAAACAGUCAUCUCCAAACACAUAAAAGCACACAUACUAGAGAGGAACUCUAUAAAUGUAAGCAAUGUGGUAAAGCCUUUACAUGCCGUAAUGAACUUCAAAGUCAUAAAAGGAUUCAUACUUGAGAGAAAUCCUAUAAAUGCAAUCAGUGUGGUAAAGCCUUCAAAUCUCAUCGUUAUGUUCAAGUACAUAAAACAAUACAUACUGGAGAGAAGCCCUAUGUGUGUCAUCAAUGUGGCAAAGCCUUUGCACAUCAUCGUACUCUUAGAAGGCAUGAAAUAAUACAUACUAGGAAAAAAACCUACAAAUGCAAUCAGUGUGGUAAAGCCUUUGCCCGACAGAGUCAUCUCGAAACGCAUGGAAUAACACAUACUGGAGAGAAACCUUACGAAUGUGAUCAAUGUGGUAAAGCCUUUGCACAUCCUCGUUAUCUCCAAGUACAUAAAAGAAUACAUACUGGAGUGAAACCUUACGAAUGUAAGCAAUGUGGUAAAGCCUUUGUAGGUCAGAAUGUCCUUAAAAGGCAUGAAAGAAUUCAUACUGGAGAGAAACCUUACGAAUGUAAUGAAUGUGGUAAAGCCUUUUCACAAUCAAGCCAACUCCAACUACAUAAAAGAACACAUACAUACUAAAGAGUAACCCUAUGAAUGUAACCAAUGUAGUAAACCCUUUACUGUGAUCUUCAAAGGUAUGGUGGUUUAAAUAUACUUGGCCCAUGGCAAGUGGCAGUGUUAGGAGGUAUGGCCUUUUUGGAGUAGAUGUGGCCUUUGAGGAAGUAUGUCACUGGGGCAGGGGCUUUGAGACCCCGUGCUUAAACUCUGCCCAGGGCAGAAGAGUCUUCUGGCUGCCUUCUGAUCAAGAUGUAGAACUGUCCUCCAGCACCAUGUCUGCUUGGACACGGACAUUUCUUCCACCUUGAUAAUAGACUGAACCUCUAAAUCUGUAUACCUCCCCUCCCCACAAUUAAAUGUCCUUUCUAAGA
Molecule: messenger RNA, 4088 nt
Organism: Rattus norvegicus (Norway rat)
Lineage: Eukaryota; Metazoa; Chordata; Mammalia; Rodentia; Muridae
Source: RefSeq, a predicted model, not a curated record